AGAGGGACCCCGGGGAGGGCAGGACUGCCGGAGAUCCCUUUUCUUUCACAUGUCACCAGCGAGGGCAGGAGGUCAGGGCUGUCUGUUGCUGCCCAUACUUCUCUGCGGGAUCUUAAGAGUCUGGGGGAGAAAAGAUGCUCUCUAGAGGUCACCCAGUCCAUCCCUCUGCCAUCGGGCUGCCCGACACGUCUAGGGUUUUGCUGCAAAAGGGUGACCCAGGGAAGUCUUUUAGACUCCCGCGCUCCGGGUGUUUCACACUCACCGCAGUGCAGAGGAAAGAGCCUGGGACUUCUUGGAGGCUUGGGUUCUAGCCCCGGAUAAUUAGCAGUUUGACCUUGGGCGAAGUAGUUCGUCUCUGGGGCUUCAGUUUCCUCUUCUUUAAAAUGAGGGGAUGGAGUUGACUAUCUGUAAGCUCCCUUCCAAUGCUAGCAUUCUGUAGUUUUAAAUCUUUUCCCGGAUUUCUUUCAUACGUUUCAUGUGAGUCCCACUGCAGUCCUUCCCAUCCUGUCGUCUGAGAUGAAGAACAGCAAUGCUUGCCCUCCUGGCACCAGGGUGAUGAGCCCGCAGUGACGUGGAAGUGGCUUCCAAAGGGAUUCUCUCAGGAGCCGCGGCUAACAAGGCUUCCCAGAACCGGACUCGGGCACUGCAAAGCCACAGCUCCUCAGAGUGCAAGGAGGAACCUGAGCCCCUGUCCCCUGAGUUGGAAUACAUUCCCAGAAAGAGGGGCAAGAAUCCCAUGAAAGCAGUGGGACUAGCCUGGUACAGCCUGUACACCCGCACCUGGCUUGGGUACCUCUUCUACCGGCAGCAGCUGCGCAGGGCUCGGAAUCGCUACCCCAAAGGCCAUUCCAAAGCCCAGCCCCGCCUCUUCAAUGGAGUGAAGGUGCUUCCCAUCCCCGUCCUCUCAGACAACUACAGCUACCUCAUCAUAGACACCCAGGCCCGUCUGGCUGUGGCUGUGGACCCUUCAGACCCUCGGGCUGUGCAGGCUUCCAUUGAAAAGGAAGGUGUCACCUUGGUUGCCAUUCUCUGCACCCACAAGCACUGGGACCACAGUGGAGGAAACCGCGACCUCAGCAGAUGGCACCGGGACUGUCGGGUGUAUGGGAGCCCUCAGGACGGCAUCCCCUACCUCACCCAUCCCCUGUGUCAUCAAGAUGUGGUCAGCGUGGGACGGCUUCAGAUCCGGGCUCUGGCCACCCCUGGCCAUACACAAGGCCAUCUAGUCUACCUACUGGAUGGGGAGCCUUACAAGGGUCCCUCCUGUCUCUUCUCAGGGGACCUGCUAUUCCUCUCUGGCUGUGGACGAACCUUUGAGGGCACUGCAGAGACCAUGCUAAGCUCACUGGACACUGUGCUGGGGCUGGGGGAUGACACCUUGCUGUGGCCUGGUCAUGAGUACGCAGAAGAGAACUUGGGGUUUGCAGGCGUGGUGGAGCCCGAGAACCUGGCCCGAGAGAGGAAGAUGCAGUGGGUGCAGAGGCAGCGGAUGGAGCGCAAAAGCACGUGUCCAUCCACCCUGGGAGAGGAGCGUUCCUACAACCCAUUUCUGAGGACCCACUGCCUGGCACUGCAGGAGGCUCUGGGGCCAGGCCCAGACCCCACUGGGGAUGAUGGCUGCUCCCGGGCCCAGCUUCUGGAAGAGCUCCGCCGACUGAAGGACAUGCACAAGAGCAAGUGAUGCCCCCAGCCCAGCCCUGCCCCACAGUGGGGAGGCCGCCCAUCACCUGCACCUCACCGUUCUUCUCAUUGCUAACACUACCACCUCCAUCAGCACCCACAGUGGCCAUCAUUCCUCCGCUGGUCACAGGGAGGGGAGGGACAAGGUGAUGAGACCUCGAGACUGAGAGGAAAGUGCUGGUCGGAGGCUCAAAGACCCCACAGAGUGAGGCUGAGCCAUCAAGUGCAAGAGGAUAGGAGGGGCCUCAGUACAUGUCCAGAGCCCACUGACUGGGAGGGUCCAGCCGGACACGAGGCUGCUUUCAGCAGUUCCCUUAGAUGCCUCAACUUGCUGGAGUCCCAGAAACCCCCAGGGCAGCAGGAGCUAAGCCCAGGCUGAAUCUGCUCUCCUCCUUCUUCAACCAGGGUUGGGAAAGAAACUCAGCCCCUCGGAGUGGCCUAAGGUAUGGUGCCUUGGAAAAGUGGGCACUUAAAGGGGUGACCAGACUUCCUGAGACUCUGCCCCUCCUUCCCAUGCCUCUGCCCCCACCCCACCCCUGCAAGGGCAUUUUUCACACAGAGCCAUUCCUAAGAACACUGAAAGGGCUGCAAGUCUGGCAGUCUGGCCAAUCUCUGCCUCAGUGGCCCCCCUACAGCCUGGAAGAGGGAUAGUCCUGGUUACCAAGGAAAUCUCCAUUCCAGGUUGAGGAGACACCAGAGCUGGAUCUGGAGUCCAGCAGUCUUGCAGGUCACACGCUCUCCCUGCACAUCUGGCCUGGUCCUGCCCAUAGGCCUCUGCCCCUGCUCUGGGUCAAAAAGGCCCCUCCUUCCCAUGAGAGAGAGAGCCAUGGUCUGAGACCAUCUGCCACGGCCACUGCAGUUUUCUCAUUUUGACCCUUGUUUUCAGCCCUUCUGCCUGCCUUCUUCUAUAUAGGUUAAUCUCUUCUGCUUAUCUUAAGCCUCUUUCUUCUCUGAGUUAGUUACAAGAUUUAUUUUGUAACCCUGAUACUCAUCCGGCUCUGUGCAGUUUGCUGAGAGCAUUCCCAUGUGAUUUUGCAUUUGUCCUUGGCCCCAUCUUGGCUAGGAGGAGGCUCUGUGCAGCAAAGCGCAGAAAUCAGCAGUGUGCCAGCAGGGAGCUCGAGCAUGUGGCUGCUCUGGGACUCCAGGCCUGGGCCCUUCCCCUCUGCUCACCUUCCCCCCAGCUCUAUUCUCCUCUGGUCUCAGGUUCAGGUCCCUUUGGGGACACAGUGAGGAACCCUGUGGUUCUUAAGCAGGCAUACCAUGGCUCAGCCAGGAGCCAUCUCUUCCUGUGUCGAAGCAAGCAUUCCCUUGGGCUCCGCUUGCCUCUUGUGACCCUCCAAGAUGCCCCCUGCCUUUGGUUUCCCUCAUCAUGAGGCCUCUGUCACUCUUUCCAGCCGUAGCCUCUGGUACACUCUAGCAAUACCACCAGACUAGUAGAGUUCCCCAGCCUCAAGACAUGCAAUUUCAUGCCUCUGUGCCUUCACUCAUGCUAUUUCUCCAGACUGGAAUGCCUUCCCCUGCUCCUCCUGCCUUGUCUGCCUAGCAAACACCUGUUCAUUUCUCAUGAUCCCCUCAAAGGCCCCCUUCUCCAGGAAGGCAACACCCCUGCCCCUCCCUUCAAAGUGCUACCUCUGCACUUUGCAAAUGCUUCUCUUAUGGCACUAAACACACUGUAUUUUACUUGUUUACAUGUUUGUCUCCCCUUCUAGACUGUGAAUCCUUAAGGGCAUGGACUGCAUCUUAUGCAUCUCUGUACUUCUGCGCCUAGCACGGUGCCUGGCACAUAGUAGGCGCUCAAUAAAUGUUGAAUGAAUGAAUGAUUUAAA
Nycticebus coucang (slow loris) is the source of this 3506-nucleotide messenger RNA. It is a transcript of the gene PNKD, whose product is annotated as PNKD metallo-beta-lactamase domain containing. Gene Ontology annotation, cellular component: mitochondrion. The record is from RefSeq and is a predicted model, not a curated record. The transcript has 10 exons. Gene Ontology annotation, molecular function: hydroxyacylglutathione hydrolase activity. Bases 737 to 1681 code for a protein of 314 amino acids. Lineage: Eukaryota; Metazoa; Chordata; Mammalia; Primates; Lorisidae.